AUGGAGAACCCCCCUUCGGAAGACGCGGUCACACUGCAGUGCACAGAGCAAUGCACAGAGCAGUACGCGAUGCGCAAAGGCGAGGUCAAAGGAGAGGUCAAAAACGUAGUCCAAAACGAUGAGGAAGACAUAACCAAUUAUAUAGUUAGCAAAAAAAUGAACUUGACGAAGGAAAAAAACGAAAACGUAAAAAAUAUGAAAAAAUUAAUUUCAAAACAUCCAGACAUUUUUAUCAAGUCGUCCAUCCUAUCGAGAGAGUUCCAACAAAACGUUCAGGACAUCCAAAUCGUCGUCGAUGACUUAAGAAAUAAUUGCGAGAAAGUAGUAGCCUUGUUCGAGGCGGGUCAUCACAAGAGCAGCAUGGAGGGGAUGAACCUUCCCAGCAGUGUGUAUGACACCUUAGGAAGUGGCCUUCCGGCAGACAUGCUCAAAAUUCCUUUAAUAAUUCACCGGAGUAACGAGAAGGGGGACGUGCACCACAGCAUGAAGUACAUACCGCUAUGUGGAAGGGUGAAGCUACAUCUGUGUGCGUUACGCAGCUGCCAAUCGAGUGACCGCAAUUUGGCGAACUACCUACGGAGUUAUAAAAAAAAACUCAACAAAGAAAUAAAAAAAACGAGGGAACUUAUCUCCCAGUUGGUCAUGAAAUGUGAAGACGUGGACACCCUAAAAGUGUAUCUUCAGUAUCUGGCCAACAUACGAGAUUAUUUUUUGCUACCUCCAGGGGGGGAAACAACGAAUGAGAAGUUUUCAAGCGAAAUGAAGAAAGGUGAAAAUGGUGAAAAUGGUGAGAAUGGUGAGAAUGGCGAAAAUUGCCUGAGCGGGUCAGGUGAAAAACGGGAAAACAAUCUGACCCGCUCAGGCAGUUUCGCGAAUUGCAAAGACGGGAAAAUGACGAACGAGGAGUACACGCGGCACACAUUCUUAACGCUGAAGCACUUUCGCAUACUACAAUCGGUGAGGGAGCAACUGGAGAAAAAAAUAAGCAAGCGGGGAGCGAACAACUCGUUGAGUGCACAUGAAAUAGUCCAAAUAUUUUUGCAUGAAAUUGCAAACUUGAAGAGCAGCUACGAGAGGCUGUUCCAUUCCGCGGACGCGAAUCUCUUUAGGCACGUCGUGUUUCUUUACUAUUUCGCGCUUUCCCUCGUGCAUAUAAAGAUAAAGCAGGGGAGUGGAGCCCCGCCGGGGGGCGGCGCGAACAAGCUCGCUGGGGAGAAGUACCACGCGAAUGCUCACAGCCAGCAUUUGCUGAGCAAACUCAACCGAGAAUACCUCGCAGGCGAAUUGGCAAACUGCUCAGAAGAGGCGAACGCGUCGUUCAGACAGAGCAACGGCGAAGAAGGGGGACAGCCUCCCCUGCGCCUUUUUCUCAACCAAAGGUACCCCUUUGUAAAUGUAAAUAGCGCCCUCUUCAACUACAUGUAUUACUGCGUUUUUUUCAAAUGUGAAAAGGAAGUUUGUUUCCCCCCACGAGGGAGCGAGCAUGGGGAGGAAGGGGGGGAAAGGCUUCCAGCAGAGGAGGAAAAACUGCCCCACGGGGGGAAAAACCAAACGCCAGCUCCCCACAGGAAAAAAAAAAUCAGCGAGAAAGAAAAUCUACACAAUUGUGCAAAUGCGUUACGCAAAAACCACUACACGUGGGUGAAUUCCUUGUACGAGGAGGGAAACGCAAAAUGGAAACGAAAAAAGCAAAAUGAAAAGACAACAGAAAUGAAGCAAACCAUUUUUACCAACUACCUAUCAAUACAGGCGUUGGUUCAAAGGGGAAAUAUAAAAGACUCCGUGCACGAUUUGCUCCAGUGGCGAAAGAGUUGCGAAGAAGCUGCCUUCGCGAAGGAGAACAGGAGGGCAAUUUCCAUUACGGGGUUAAACGCGCCUGUCCUUCUGGACAAUAUUUUAAAAAAGAUUUUUAUCCUGUACGUUUACCACUUUUUGGAGAGAGCCAGUUUUCACUUUUAUGAGAGCGUUUUAUUUUUCGAUGAGGGUGAGCAGCAGGAGUUUGCUCAGCCGGGGAAGAACAUCCUGUGGCUCCUGCGCGAGCAGCAUCAGGAAGGGAGCGAAGAGCAGACGGGGAAGCAGCACCCGGAGGGGAGCGAUGAGCAGACGGGGCAGCCACACCUGGAAGGGAGCGAUAAGCACGCCUUCCUGAACGCCUACUUCCUCCACCUCCUGUUCCUCCUGAAAAGCAUAAAGCACUACGUAGACAAGUCGCUCACCUACAUUAUCAUUUUAUUGUUCGAAGAAUCCUUCAAGAGGGUGGUAAAAAAAUUGGUAAUGAUUUAUUUGGGCAAUCAAAAUAUGAACUUUAAGUAUUCUACGUUUCACCUAAUCGUGGAGUCCCUUUUUAAGAUAAUUUUCCCCUUCAGCUUUUCGUUCCUGUCGCGCGUUUUCCAAGUGGACACCUCCCGUUCGACGGAGAGCAUCUUCCAUGUUCUGGACAGCUACGGAGUUGGCGCGUGA
Molecule: messenger RNA, 2460 nt
Organism: Plasmodium vivax (malaria parasite P. vivax)
Lineage: Eukaryota; Apicomplexa; Aconoidasida; Haemosporida; Plasmodiidae
Exons: 3
Coding region: 1-2460 (819 amino acids)
Source: RefSeq, a predicted model, not a curated record